Messenger RNA from Naegleria fowleri, 1005 nucleotides. RefSeq lists its product as uncharacterized. Lineage: Eukaryota; Heterolobosea; Eutetramitea; Acrasida; Naegleriidae. The record is from RefSeq and is a predicted model, not a curated record. The transcript has a single exon. Gene Ontology annotation, biological process: protein polyubiquitination; proteasome-mediated ubiquitin-dependent protein catabolic process. Bases 1 to 1005 code for a protein of 334 amino acids. Gene Ontology annotation, molecular function: ubiquitin protein ligase activity.
AUGUUUCACGAUCAUGAAGAUGUUCUUUCCGAUGACUCGACCAUUCUUCAUAUUAUUGAUUUUCCUAUCAACACCGAUCACGAUCUCAUUUAUGAAAAAUUGAGAGGAAAGAUGAAUGAAAAACGAAGGAAAGUAAAGCCUUUCUCUAUGAAAUUUGAGGUGGCUCAUACAUUCGGGCAUUGGAAUAAAGAACCAGGUAAAUCAAAUCAGCACUUUAACUGGACUUGGGACGUUAAGAUCAGUUAUAAUCAUGAAUGUAUAUUAAUCGCGGAUAACACCAACAAUAGAAUUCAAGUAUUCGACUUGUAUAGCAAAGCCUACAAAAAAACACUCCCUGUGAUAAGUCCUUUUUAUUUAUGUAUUGAGGAAAAUUACGACAGUAGAGGAAAUGAUGCGUUAAUUUAUGUUUGUGGCAGUUGUAUCAUUUACAAACAUGAUUUAAGACAAUUAUUGGAGACUGGAAACACAAAUCAAAGCAUUUGGUGUUCCAAAAAGCUUCAUGUUCCUAGAGGAAUCGCCAUUCAUCCUGUUUUGAAGCAACUUUUUGUCAGUGAAGUGAUAGCACGAUCAAUACUAAUAUUGAGCUUAGAUUAUGGUCAGAUUAUUUCACAAUUUUCACUUGACAACCAACCUUGGGGUUUGGCCUUUACUGACGAAAAUGAUUUAAUUGUUAGCGAAACAUCUCCCCAUCAAAGAAUUGAAAUAUUUAGAAAGAUUGAAAAUGCUUGGACAAGUAUACGAACUUUCGGAAAGGAGGGAACAGCACCUGGAGAGCUAUCACAUUGUUAUUCGGUGACCUACGACAAAGGCUCCCAGCACAUUAUUUUGAGCGAAUACAACAAUGAUCGUAUUCAAAUUUUCAACAAGGAUGGCAAACCUCUUCACGUUUUUUCAGGUCACUCAAUACAAUUGCUUCGUUGGCCAAACGGAAUUUGUUUGAACGAGUGUACAGGAGAAUUAUUCUGUUGUGACUCUCAAAACAAUCGAGUGAUUGUUUUUAAGUAA